This is a messenger RNA of Theobroma umbraticum, 1671 nucleotides long. The record is from RefSeq and is a predicted model, not a curated record. NCBI's taxonomy places the organism in Eukaryota, Viridiplantae, Streptophyta, Magnoliopsida, Malvales, Malvaceae.
UACAGAUUGUGUUGAAGUUCAUAUUUUCUUUCAUCAAUGGCAACUGAGGGAAAGCUUAUAACAGUUCUCAGCAUUGAUGGUGGGGGAGUGAGAGGCAUUAUCCCGUCCAAAGUUCUGGCCUUCCUUGAAUCCGAACUCCGGAGACUGGAUGGUGACAGUGCAAGGAUUGCCGAUUACUUUGAUUUCAUUGCUGGGACUAGCACUGGAGGCCUUGUUACAUCCAUGCUCAGCUCCCCAGAUCCAGAUGAUCAAUCUAAACGUCCUUUUUCUGCAGAAAAGAUCCUUCAAUUUUAAGAUGAGAGUCCAAAUAUCUUUCCCCAGAAGCCAAACCGUCGUGGACGAACAGAUGAAACGUCUACGUUGGAACCCGCUGUAGAGGAAGCGGCUCGGUCAAUGGGCUCAAAUCCGGAUUUAGGUUCACUGAGAGACUUUCUCGGACGUCUCCUGCAUUUCUUAGCUGAUCCCAAAUACGAUGGCCAAAAAUUGAAGGAAGUGAUCAAAGUAAAGGUUGGAGAUAGAAGGCUUAGUGACACUCUAACUAACGUGAUAAUCACCUCCUUCGAUAUCAAGCUUCUCCAACCUAUUGUUUUCUCCACCUUAAAGGCGGCACGUGAUGAUUUAGAAGAUGUUCCACUACUAAAUGUUUGUUUGAGCACUUCUGCAGCACCGUAUUACCUCCCUCUUCAUAAAUUUGAAAUCAACUCAGUCAACGGCAGCAGAAAGUUCAACAUGGUCGAUGGUGGAAUCGCAGCCAACAAUCCUACUUUGCUAGCAAUAUCGGAGGUGGCCAAGGAGAAGUCAUUAGAUGGAAAAGCUCAAUGCUUGGACAACAUGGAUUGCAGUAAACUUCUUGUUCUCUCCCUUGGAACUGGAUCAUCAAAAAGGAAUAACAAGCUUGAGAUCAUAAAUGAAAACUGGGGACCCUUGCUGUGGUUGUUGGGGGAUAAUGGCAUCCCCUUCCUUGAUGUUCUAAUGAAUGCAAUAGAUGCUAUGGUUGACAUAUAUUUGUCUGCUUUCUUUCAAGACACUAGGUUUAAGGACAAUUAUCUACGAAUUCAGACUGAUUCCUUGAAUGAUUCCGAAAUUGGCAUGGACAACUCAAACCAAGAAAACCUUCAAAAUCUUGAGAAUAUUGGGAAUGGGCUUCUGGACAAGCCUGUUUCUGCCACGAACCUGGAAACUGGCUUACUUAAACCAAUUAGAGGGGCAGGCACAAAUAGGGCAGCAAUCAUCAAGUUGGCCAAACGAUUGUCAGAAGAAAGGAAGCGUCGCCUAGCUCAAAGCUCUACCUAGUAGCAUUGUGGCAAGAUCCAUCUAAAUAAUCUCCCACUGUCGAAAUUUCCCUUUGGUCGUCUCCUUGUAAAAUGGAGGCAAGCAGUUUCAGUAUUUCUAAUGAAAAUAAAUUCUCUAGCUAGCUUAUUAGCUAGAGAUGCAAGCUCCGUUCAAUAAUUUAGCGUCCUUGUAAUACAAGGAGGCAUGCUGUUUCCGUAGUUCUUAUGACAAUAAUUUCCCUUGCUGGUAGCUAGUGAUGCAAGGUCCAGUCUUUAAUUUCAUCAUUGUUCAAAUUCCCUGUUGUUUGUCAGCUUGUAAGGUCUGAAUUUGGGAGAUAGUUAAGGAUCUAUAGCCCACACCUGCUUGUAAGUUAUCAAGUGCAUUAAAAUAAAGCUGUUA